This is a messenger RNA of Ustilaginoidea virens, 843 nucleotides long. RefSeq lists its product as uncharacterized. Bases 1 to 843 code for a protein of 280 amino acids. Gene Ontology annotation, molecular function: oxidoreductase activity. The transcript has 3 exons. The record is from RefSeq and is a predicted model, not a curated record. NCBI's taxonomy places the organism in Eukaryota, Fungi, Ascomycota, Sordariomycetes, Hypocreales, Clavicipitaceae.
AUGGGUCGUCUGUCCGGCAAAAACGCCAUCAUCACCGGUGCCGCAGGUGGCAUUGGCCUUGAGACGAGCAUCCUCUUUGCCAAAGAGGGCGCCAAUGUCCUCAUGUCUGACAUCUCAGAGCCUGCUCUUGAAAAGGCCCUUGCCAAGGUCAAGCAGCUCGUUCCAUCCGCCGGCAGGAUCGAAACCAAGAAAUGCGACGUGGCCCAGGAAGCCCAGGUGCAAGCCCUCGUCGAGUCCCUCGACUCCUGGGGCGGCCUCGACGUCAUGUUCAACAACGCCGGCAUCAUGCACGCCCAGGACGACGACGCCGUCAACACCCCCGAAGCCAUCUGGGAUCUCACCCACAACAUCAACGUCAAGGGCGUCUGGUUCGGCAGCAAGCACGCCGUGCUGUCGCUGCGCCGCCACAAAAAGUCCCGGGGGUCCGUCAUCAACACCGCGUCGGUGGUGGCUCUCGUCGGCGCCGCCACCCCCCAGCUCGCCUACACGGCCUCCAAGGGCGCCGUUCUCGCCCUGACGCGCGAGCUCGCCAUGGUCCAUGCCCGCGAGGGCUUCCGCUUCAACAACCUGUGCCCGGCGCCGCUCAACACCCCGCUCCUGCAGGACUGGCUGGGCGACGACCAGGCCAAGAGGCACAGGCGCGAGGUGCACUUCCCUACGGGGAGGUUUGGCGAGGCCGUCGAGCAGGCGCAUGCCGUCGUCUUCCUGGCCAGCGACGAGUCGACGUUUGUGAAUGGCCACGACUUCGUGGUGGAUGGCGGCAUGACCAAGGCCUACGUGACGCCCGAGGGGCCUGCCGCCGCCGCCCCGGUCAACAAUGCUAGCAAGGAUUCGCUCGAGUAA